Teleopsis dalmanni is the source of this 1482-nucleotide messenger RNA. RefSeq lists its product as uncharacterized. The transcript is spliced from 2 exons. The coding region runs from base 1 to 1482 and encodes 493 amino acids. The record is from RefSeq and is a predicted model, not a curated record. Lineage: Eukaryota; Metazoa; Arthropoda; Insecta; Diptera; Diopsidae. Gene Ontology annotation, molecular function: catalytic activity.
AUGAACUCAACAAUAAUCGAGAUAACCACUAAUAAUCAAAAGUUAUGUUUAAUCCCAGUUUAUCUAAAUUGCAAUAACUGGCUAAAUGAUCUCAAUAACUUAUGUGAAAUAUUAGUGGAAGCUCAGAACGAAAAUGUCAUGAUAAUAGGUGACUUCAAUGCACGAAUAGGCAAAGAACAAUGUCUGGAAUUCAGCCCAAAUAUGCAGUGGGCUGAACUAUUGGGCCACAGAGUAGCAAAGGAUACAAUUGUAGAUAGAAAUGGCAAACAAUUACUAGAAAUUUGCAAUUCAUUUGGUGUCACCGUGUUAAAUGGCCGCACUAAAGGCGACAGAGAGGGUACAUUUACGUUUAUCAGAGGUGUAGCAAGGUCAACGAUAGAUUAUUGUUUUGUGAAAGGAGUAUGGUUAAUAAUAACUGAAGAGUUUCAAAUACGUGACAUGAUAUACUCGGAUCAUCAGCCACUGGAAAUUAUGGUAAAUCUAGAUGCCUCUAAUUCAAAUGAAAAUAAAAUGCAGUUGCUACCGAAACUGAUAUGGAAAGAUAAAUAUAAAGAUCUGUACCAAGAAAAGCUUGAAGAAUCCCUUAAUGCAUGCGAAGGUAGUACAUUUGCGUCGAAGGAAGGAGAUGACAUUCUUCAAUAUUGUGUAAAACAAGCAGCAAAAUCGUUUCAGGGUAAUUCGGCGGGUAUAAAUAGGAAACAAAAAUGGUAUGAUUUUGAAUGUGAAACUGCAAGAAAGAAAUCAUUUAAAUGGCUACAAACAGUUAAAAAAGGUGGUGAUAUAGCUGAUUUAGAGAAAUACAAAAAUGUAAACAGAGAAUACAAAAAGCUGUGUGAUGAGAAAAGGAAGUCAUAUUUCAAUGAAAUGGCAAUGUCGAUAUCCCAAGCAGCUGAUAGUAAAUCAUUUUGGAGUGGAGUUAAAAAAAUAAAUCGUGCAGAUCACAUAAAAGGAAUUAAAGUGGACGCCGAAGCUUUGGCGGCACAUUUUAAAAACCAGUUAAAUAGCAAUAUAGUAAGCAAGUCUUUCAGUUAUGCCCUGCCGUAUGUAAUAAAUGAAGCGUUAGAUGCUCCAAUAAAGAUUGAAGAAGUCUAUGCAGUGCUCCAGAAUUUAAAAAAUAACAAAGCCGCAGGUGAAAACAGAAUUCCAGCUGAGUUUUAUGCCACGCCACAAUUUAUAGAGCAUAUGGCUGAAUCAUACAAUUAUAUAUUUGAAAAUGCAGCCCCACCUGAUAGUUACAAAAAAGCCAUAACAUUUCCCCUAUUUAAAAAAGGUGACCCAAAUAAUGUAGCAAAUUAUAGAGGAAUAGCAUUUCUUAAUACAUCAGCUAAAGUAUUUACAACACUCCUGUAUAACAGAAUUAAAAAUUGGGUUGAUCAAAACAACAUAUUAAGCGAAUUUCAAGCUGGAUUUCGAAAAGGUUACUCCACGAUCUUAAAGCUGCUUUCGAUACAAUACAAAGAAACGUACUAUUUUACAAACUAA